GCUCCACCCUCCGUCCCGUGGGGGGGGGGGAGGACGAUGGCGGCGAGGAUUGCGUGGCCGCAUUUCCGGGAGCUGCUGGUGGCCCACCGCUCCUACCGCAGUCCCCGGCUCCUGCUCCAGGCCAGGCCGACUAUGGCGAACCCGUGCCCCAGCCGGCUAAGCAGUACCGGCCCAAGCCUCGCCACUGCCGCCGCUUCCCUGGCACGCUCUGGUGGCUUCGUGGGAGGCCGCUGGCUCCAGGCGGCAGCCACUUUCCCCGUGCGGGACCCGGCCAACGGCACCGAGCUCCUCCAGGUAGCGGAUUGCGGCGUAGCUGAAGCGGAGGCCGCCGUGAAGGCCGCCUACGAAGCCGGCGCUGCAUGGAGCGCAGCUUCUGCCAAGGAUAGAGCGGUUUUGCUUCGUAAAUGGUAUGAUUUGAUGAUAGAGAAUAAAGAUGAACUUGCAAGGAUCAUUACAGCAGAAAAUGGAAAACCGCUGAAGGAAGCAGAAGGGGAAAUCUUGUAUUCAGCUUCUUUCUUGGAAUGGUUUGCUGAAGAAGCCCGGCGUAUUUAUGGUGAUAUUAUUCCACCUUCAGCAAAAAACAGGAGAGUCUUUGUGUUGAAGCAGCCUGUGGGAGUUGCUGCCAUCAUUACACCUUGGAAUUUUCCAAGUGCUAUGAUUACCCGAAAAGUAGGUGCUGCUUUGGCAGCUGGCUGUACAGUAGUAGUGAAGCCAGCUGAAGACACACCUUUAUCUGCCUUAGCACUAGCCGAGCUUGCAAAUCAGGCUGGAAUUCCUGCGGGAGUAUAUAAUGUUGUUCCAUGUUCCAGAAAACAGGCAGCAGCAGUUGGAGAGGUGCUCUGUACUCAUCCCUUGGUAGCCAAAAUCUCAUUUACUGGCUCAACAGCUACAGGAAAGAUAUUGCUACGCCAUGCUGCUGGCACAGUGAAGCGGGUUUCCAUGGAGCUCGGAGGACAUGCUCCGUUCAUAGUCUUUGACAGUGCUGAUGUAGAUAAGGCAGUUGCUGGAGCUUUAAUAUCUAAAUACAGAAAUUCAGGGCAGACCUGUGUAUGCACAAACCGCUUCUUGGUUCAGAAUGGGAUCCAUGAUGAAUUUGUCAAGAAGUUUGCCCAAGCCAUUCAGAGGGAACUACGUAUUGGCCAUGGAUUUGAUGUAGGAACUACCCAAGGGCCAUUAAUUAAUGAAAGAGCUGUGGAAAAAGUUGAAAGUCACAUUGAUGAUGCUGUGUCCCAAGGAGCAGCCAUAGUUAUUGGAGGAAAAAGGCACAGCUUUGGAAAAAACUUCUUUGAGCCAACUCUGCUUUGCAAUGUAACAACAAAUAUGUUAUGUACCCAAGAGGAGACUUUUGGGCCUUUGGCUCCAGUUAUCAAAUUUGAUACAGAGGAAGAAGCACUCGCCAUUGCAAAUUCAGCCAAUGUGGGCUUAGCAGGUUAUUUCUAUUCUCAAGACCCAGCCCAGAUUUGGAGGGUCGCUGAAAAGCUGGAAGUUGGAAUGGUUGGUGUUAAUGAAGGGAUUUUAUCUUCCGUGGAGUGUCCCUUUGGUGGGGUCAAACAAUCGGGGCUAGGAAGAGAAGGUUCUAAAUACGGUAUUGAUGAAUACUUAGAAAUAAAAUAUGUUUGUUUGGGAGGUUUACAAUAGCCAUUGUUAACAACAGUAGCCAAAAUAGAACUAUAGGUUUGGCCUUUCGUAGUCUUUGUUUAGCAAGUUAACUUGGAUUUUUUUUUUUCAUAAAAUAACUGUGGUCAGGUUUACAUAUAGAGAUGUCUGUACUUGAAAUCAUGUCAAUAGAUAUAAAACAGUUCUUCAUAAUUACAUUGUGAUUGCAAAUGUUAAUAUUAUCUAUCUUGGUCCUAAUGUGCAAACAAAUCCUAUUUGCUAUUGACAUUUGGAAGAAUUUGGAAAACAUUAUUCAUAUUUUUGGAAUGUAUAGGGCAGCAUCUCUACUCACUUUUUCUUACAUGUGUAGGGCUAUAAAAAUGAUGGAAUCUUAAAUGUUUGUGCCAAAUUUUGAAUUUUACUGUUUUUGUAAUACUUUGUUUUUUAAUCAAUUGGGUAGAAAUCCAAUUUUAAUUGUUCUUCUUCAGAAAUAUAGGCAACCUUAGGAUAUGUAUAUAUUCAUUUCUAAUAUCCUAUUGGUCAUUAGGGGUAGACUUAUUUAAGAAGAGAUUUGCGAUUUGUAGCCGGUAGUUAAGCUUUGCAGUAGGACAGAUUAAUGGGCAGUAAUAAUUCCUGCCAAACUAUAAUGUACAUAGUCUUCAGAGACUCUUGAUUUGGCAGAAAAACUAUAGAUUUUAUGAGACAGUGUAACAGAGACAAAUUAUAACAAUAAAUAUUAAUAUACAUAAUAAAUUCAUUCAGACCUGCUGGGGACCAAUAACUACAUAGGUAGUUAGAUUUCAUUGAUACAUAUUCAUGAGCUCUCUCUUUUUUUAAAUGAUCCAUGGGACUGCUAUAGGAAAUGUGUCAGCGCCCUAUGGAUGAGUCAUUUGGUUCCUGCAGAAUUCACUUGAGUGGUUUAUUAUUCUCUUUUAUAAUACAUAAAUUCAUUGUUUUUUAAAUGAGAUGGGAAAAUUAGGAUGGAACUGACUCAGUGCUGCAUUAAACUGAACAUGCACUUUAUAUGUCCAGAUUGCAUUGAAAUGUUGUAUUCCUUUUUUGUUCCAUGCUUUUGGGGGACACAGUUAAAAGUGUUUCUCCUUGGACCUUAAACCCCUCUGCUAUAUAACAUCUGCUUCUGAGAGUCAACACUAGGUUUCAGAAAUGGUCUGCAUAGUCUCUGAACAGCACAAACUUUGAUUAUACACGGUGCUUGUUUUAAAUCAACUUUCACUACUGUGUGUUAUUUUUUCUUAACACUAGAACUAGAAAAAUUCAGAUUGUGGCAGUCCCCAAAAGUACCAUUUACUCUUACUCUUACUUUGUCCUUAAAAAAGAGUAGAAGCCAAGUAUGUUUGAUGCAUACCUUAGCAAAUAGAAUACUUCACAAAUAAAAUAUUGUGCCAUUUAAGGGUAUGGAAGAUGUUUCAAACUGUUUGAUUAUAGCGCGAAUGAAUACUAUAAUGAUUUGUUAUAUAUUUUAAUUUCAGGGAAAUGUCUCAAAUGUUGGCUCAGUUUGAUAAUGUAUCUAAUUUUUGCUUUUAAAUUUAUCAUUAAAAAUGCUAUAUAUGUUUACAUUCCUAUAAGGGAACACUUGAGUUAAGUUUUUUAUUACCUAAUCAACUUUUUUUCCUACAUUUUGAUUGCCAGAUAUGGAGGUUAGCAAAGAAUUGCUAAUGUAAUAAAAAGUUGGACAUUUACA
Messenger RNA from Ahaetulla prasina, 3298 nucleotides. It is a transcript of the gene ALDH5A1, whose product is annotated as aldehyde dehydrogenase 5 family member A1. Lineage: Eukaryota; Metazoa; Chordata; Lepidosauria; Squamata; Colubridae. Bases 37 to 1638 code for a protein of 533 amino acids. The record is from RefSeq and is a predicted model, not a curated record. Gene Ontology annotation, molecular function: succinate-semialdehyde dehydrogenase (NAD+) activity. Gene Ontology annotation, biological process: GABA catabolic process. The transcript is spliced from 10 exons.